Ictidomys tridecemlineatus (thirteen-lined ground squirrel) is the source of this 3457-nucleotide messenger RNA. NCBI's taxonomy places the organism in Eukaryota, Metazoa, Chordata, Mammalia, Rodentia, Sciuridae. The record is from RefSeq and is a predicted model, not a curated record.
AAUUCAUCUGUCCUUUCACGGUGAGGGUACAGUACCGGAAGACAACCAUGGAGUGGAAAAUACUACCCAUUUGCUUGUUGCUGCUACUUUCUGUUUUUUUGAUUCAGCAAGUUUCAUCUCAAGAUGUACCAAGCUGUGCAGGGAGAUGUGGGGAAGGGUAUUCUAGAGAUGCCAUCUGCAACUGUGAUUAUAACUGUCAACACUACAUGGAGUGCUGCCCUGACUUCAAGAAAGUCUGCACUGUUGAGCUUUCCUGUAAAGGUCGCUGCUUCGAGUCCUUUUCGAGAGGGAGGGAGUGUGACUGUGACUCCCAAUGUAAGAAGUUUGGCAAGUGCUGUUCCGACUAUGAGACUUUCUGUGAAGAAGUGCACAAUCCCACAACACCACCACCUUCAAAGACUGCACCUCCGCCUCCAGGAGCAUCUCAAACCAUCAAAUCAACCUCCAAACGUUCACCCAAAUCACCAAAAAAGAAGACUAAGAAAGUUAUAGAAUCAGAGGAAAUAACAGAAGAACAUUCUGUUUCUGAAAACCAAGAGUCCUCCUCCUCCUCUUCCUCUUCCUCUUCAACUAUUCGGAAAAUCAAGUCUUCCAAAAAUUCAGCUGCUAAUAAAGAAUUACAGAAGAAACCCAAAGUAAAAGAUGACAAGAAAAAACCACCUAAAAAGGAACCUAAAAAGGAACCACCAGUUGUGGAUGAAGCUGGAAGUGGCCUGGACAGUGGCGAUCCCAAGCUCACCCCAACUCCUGACACUCCUACCACUCAAAGCAAUAAAGUUACCACAUCUCCCAAGACUACAACAAUAAAGCCAGAAAGUCCUAAACCCAGUCCUCCGCCUAACUCUGAUACAUCCAAAAAGACAUCUUCCACAGCCAAUAAAGAGACAACAGUUGAAACUAAAGAGACUACUGUAACAAACCAACAGACUUCCACCAGUGAGAAACAGAAGACUACUUCAGCUAAGGAGAUUCGAAGUGCAGAGAAAACAUCUGCUAAAGAUUUGGCACCCACACCCGAAGUUCCUGCUGAAACUACAACCAAAGAUCCUUCUCUGACCACCCCUAAGGAACCUGCACCCACCACCACUAAGGAGCCUGCACCCACCACCACUAAGGAGCCUGCAUCCACCACCACUAAGGAGCCUGUACCCACCACCCCCAAGGAGCCUGCACCCACCACCCCCAAGGAGCCUGNACCCACCACCCCUAAGGAGCCUGCACCUACCACCCCCAAGGAGCCUGCACCCACCACCCCUAAGGAGCCUGCAUCCACCUCGCCCAAGGAGCCUGCACCCACCACCCCCAAAGAGCCUGUACCCACCACCACUAAGAAGCCUGCACCCACAACCCCCAAGGAGCCUGCACCUACCACCCCUAAGGAGCCUGCACCCACCACCACUAAGAAUCCUGCACCCACCACUCCCAAGGAGUCUACCACCACCAAGGAACCUGCACCCACCCCUCCGGAGGAGCCAGUACUUACCACACCCAAGGAGCCUGCACCUACUACCCCCAAGAAGCCUGCACCCACUACCCCCAAGAAGCCUGCACCCAUCCCUCCAGAGGAGCCUGCACCCACCACCCCCAAGGAAUCUGCUCCCACCACCCCCAAAGAGCCUGCACCCACCCCCCCUGAGGAGCCUGCACCCACCAACCCCAAGGAACCUGCACCCACCACCCCCAAGAAGCCUGCUCCUACUACUCCUAAGACACCAGCUCCAGCUACCACCAUGGAGCUUCCCACUACCCCCAAGACUCCUGCUGAAGCAACUCCUGAGUUUUCUGCAGGACCCACACCAAAAGCUCCUGACAACAGUGCCAAGGAGCCCACUGUACCAACAACCAAGACUCCUGAAGUGACAACCGCUGCUGUACCUAAGAUUACAACGAAAGAGACAGCAACCACAGCAGAAGAAAAAACAACUGAAUCCGAAAUAGCAAGGACCACCAUGCAAGUAACACCCACCACUCAGGAUUCAUCAUUCAAAACUACUACUCUUAAAACACCACCAACCGAAGAGAGUAGGAACGAACCCGAAGAAUCCCCUGGACCAGAAGACACAGCUAUUGAUUCUAAAGCAACAACUCCUAAACCCCAGAAGCCAACCAAAGCACCCAAGAAGCCCACCUCUACAAAAAAGCCACCCAAAGCACCCAAAAAACCCACUUCUACCAAAAAGCCAAGCUCACCGAAAGGGAAAACACCAAAAACUACACCAACUCCCCCCAAGACAACAAUACCACCUACCUCUCCAAAAUCCGUGCUCCAAACCACCAGCAGCCCUAAGCAAACUCCAGACUCAGAAACAGUUGAAGUUAAUCCAAAUAAUGAAGAUGCAGAAGGUGACGGAGGAGAAAAACCACACAUGAUUCCCAGGCCUCCUGUGCUAACUCCUAUAGUUAUCCCAGGCACUGAUCACAUAGUGAGAGGACCCAGUCAAGGCAUCAGCUCCCACUCACUGCUUUUAGAUGAUACCAAUUUAUGCAAUGGCAGACCAGUAGAUGGACUGACUGCUUUGCGCAAUGGGACAUUAGUUGCAUUUCGAGGUCAUUAUUUCUGGAUGCUAAAUCCAUUCACUCCACCACCUCCACCUCGCAGAAUUACUGAAGUUUGGGGUAUUCCUUCACCCAUUGAUACUGUUUUUACUAGAUGCAACUGUGAAGGAAAAACGUUCUUCUUUAAGGAUUCUCAGUACUGGCGUUUCACCAAUGAUGUGCAAGAUGCAGGAUAUCCUAAACAAAUUGUAAAAGGAUUUGGAGGACUAACUGGAAAAAUUGUGGCAGCUCUUUCAGUAGCUAAAUAUAAGGACAGGCCCGAAUCUGUGUAUUUUUUCAAGAGAGGUGGCAAUGUUCAGCAGUAUGUUUAUAAACAAGAACCUGUUAGAAAGUGCACUGGAAGAAGGCCUGUUAUAAAUUAUUCAGUGUAUGGAGAUGCAGCACAGGUCAGGAGACGUCGCUUUGAACGGGCUAUAGGACCUCAAACUCACACCAUCAGAAUUCACUAUACACCUGUUAGAGUUUCUUAUCAAGACAAAGGUACCCUCCAUAAUGAAGUUAAAAUGAGUACGAUGUGGAGAGGACUUCCAAAUGUGGUUACCUCAGCUAUAACACUGCCCAACAUUAGACGACCUGAUGGAUAUGACUACUAUGCCUUUUCCAAGGGUAAGUCCUUAAGGAAAAUUUUAGCUGCUCAAGUUGAUCUCACUUGUGAAAAUAUAAUUAAAACACCUAGUGCACUGGUGACUGAAGAUGAUAUAAUUCUUAUUCUAACUGCUAUUAAGGGGAGAUUUUUGCUUUAAUUUCAGUUAAACUGUGAUAGGACUGAAAUCCAGUUCUACUCUACCCUUUGUGAUGUUAUAACAUAUCCAAUUACUUGGGUAAAACUGAUGCCUAAAACAGUAUUCUACUUCUAUCAUCUGGAACAUUUAACAGAUGCCAUGAAAUAAGAAGGACAUUC